Molecule: messenger RNA, 654 nt
Organism: Penicillium angulare
Lineage: Eukaryota; Fungi; Ascomycota; Eurotiomycetes; Eurotiales; Aspergillaceae
Exons: 3
Source: RefSeq, a predicted model, not a curated record
AUAUUACUCAUUACACGCUACGUGUCAGUGCUCGAACUUGUGGAUACAAUCGAGAAGUGGGAGGCCAGAUAUAGACCUCAUAUAGAACAGCUAGAAACGCGGAUCCUCAGGCUCGGGAAAGGUGACCUGGCGCGCGUAUCCGAUCUUGACAAUCCCCAAGUGUCUGAGAGGCUGAAAGUCCAGGAGACGUGUUGGAACUGUGCUAGAAAUGAACAGGCCUUCCCCAACGAGGAAGAAAGCUUCAAGGGAAUUCGCUUACGGACUUUCUCUCGUAAUAUGGUAUGCGCACCCUACGAUAACCAAUUAGUAUCGGAACCUGGUGGAGAUAAAUCCGCAUUUACCUUCCUCUUACCCAAGGACGAUAGCUCUCUGCUCGUCUAUUCUAUCGUCCCCGUGCGCGAGGGAGAUUUUCUAGGUUUUUCGCUGAGUCCCACACACGGUAUUUGCGGUCCUGUCGACAAUCUGUGGCUCGACUAUUCACAAGUCACUAGCACGCUGAACCAAAUGCUCGUCUCCGAACCUGGUGGUUCCGCAAAUUCCAUAAUACCGUUUGAACCUCUCGUUCGUGAGGCUACUCAGCAAGAGCAAUAUCUAUUGCACUCAUCUCCUGAGCAUGCAAAGAGAGGCUUUCUCAAACUUUGUGAAACUGACUGA